Thermothelomyces thermophilus ATCC 42464 is the source of this 847-nucleotide messenger RNA. RefSeq lists its product as uncharacterized. The annotation marks the transcript as partial. Gene Ontology annotation, molecular function: magnesium ion binding; pyridoxal phosphate binding; threonine racemase activity. The transcript has 2 exons. NCBI's taxonomy places the organism in Eukaryota, Fungi, Ascomycota, Sordariomycetes, Sordariales, Chaetomiaceae. The record is from RefSeq and is a predicted model, not a curated record. Gene Ontology annotation, biological process: L-serine metabolic process; D-serine biosynthetic process; pyruvate biosynthetic process.
CGUCAAUCACUCACUCGCCCAAUUUCCCCCCUUUCACGGGGUUACCGGCGGACAGCUUCUCUAUGCAGCAAACGCCGGCCAGCGACCACUCAAACAAACCUGUCUUCCGCUCGCCGAUCCGAUUCCACCCCGGCCUCUCCCCCGUCCUGCUCCGGUCCGGCCUUGCUCCGGUUUCGGUUCCGGCUCCGGCCCCGGUCCCGAGUCCGAUCCAAUCCCGACAUCACUGACCCUCCGGAAGUUGAACUAACACAAACACGGACACACACAAACACACGCCGAGAAUCACGCACGCACCAUGGCCGACCCGUCCACGGCACCCCCGCUGACCCGCGCCUCGGUGGAGGCCGCCCACAAGCUGAUCGAGCCUUACAUCCACAAGACCCCGGUGCUGACCAACUCCACGCUCGACCGGUUGGCCUCGACGCCCCGGACCGAGGCUGAGCUCGCCGGCACCGUGUGGGCCGGCCGCACCCCGGCCAAGCCGGUUCUGCGGUUCUGGUUCAAGUGCGAAAACUUCCAGAGGGUCGGCGCCUUCAAGGCCCGGGGCGCCUUCCACGCCAUUGAGCGGCUCAAGCAGGAGCCCGGCUGGGCCGAGGCGGGCGGGCGCGAGAAGGGGGUCGUGACGCACAGCUCUGGCAACCACGCCCAGGCCCUCUCCCUGGCCGCGCGCGAAUCCGGCAUCACCGCCCACAUCGUCAUGCCGUCGACCUCGGCGGCGCCCAAGAUCGCCGCCACGCGCGGCUACGGCGCCUCCGUCACCUUCUCGGGCCCCACCGCCCCGGAGCGCGAGGCCGCCGCCGCCGCCGUCAUCGCCCGCACCGGCGCCCGCCUCGUCCCGCCCUACGAC